UUUUCGAUGAGCCCACAAGCCGAGACAUUGUUUGCCGGACUUUGAUCCUGUAUGGAGAUUGUAAGAGCAACUUCACUUCCUUUGCUAUGCUGAUGCCAUUGAUGGUUUCACAAGGUCACUCGGUCUGAUGCGUUUUGAUCAACUGUGCCGUACUUAAGAUGUACCAGAAACAGAGGCGUUCACCUAUUCAGAGCAAAAAGAAAAACGAGCGGUCUUCCUCUUGGAAGUGUCGGUUUACGAGCUUGAAUCUCUUCUCCUGCAAAAUGAGAGAGCUUUGUGUUUGACGUAUGGAUUCCCUACAUGCAGUAAUUUCAAUAGGAUUUGUGGGCAUUUUUGUGCUUUAUGGGAAAUAAUACAACAGUGUUUAAAUUACUGACUGGUGGAAACAGGUGUGUUCCUUUCAAGUAUAGAAGUGCUGUUGAAAAUGGGAAUGGCUUGUGUCACGGAGAUGUUGAGGUACUGAUGAUCAAUUCUACCAGCGGACCUGGUCUUCUGUUUCCAAAGGGUGGCUGGGAAGAUGAUGAAACUGUUGAGCAGGCUGCCUCACGUGAAGCUCUUGAGGAGGCCGGGGUUCGGGGAGAUUUAGUGCAUUUUAUCGGCUUCUACGAAUUCAAGAGCAAGACGCUCCAGGACGAGCUUAGUCCUGAAGGUUGGUGCAGAGCUGCUGUGUUCGCAUUGCUAGUGAAGGAGGAACUCGAGUCUUGGCCUGAGCAGAGCACUCGCCAGAGAAGCUGGUUAACUGUUGCUGAAGCCAUGGAGUGCUGUAGGUACCCAUGGAUGCGAGAGGCCUUGGGAGAAGGUUUUUCCCGGUGGCAUGCAGAUCGGGAUGUAAGAAAAUAGACCCGGCAGAACCGUCUGAGCUCACGACUCAUCAUCAAGACUAACAUCGACAGGUUUCUGGACGCUAUUCAGGGAAGACAACGGCACACUUUCAUCUCUGAAAUUAACCCUUCUUUAAUCUAAUGGAGGUUAGGAUAGGAGUCGGAAACUUUUGCCCAGUCUAGUUUUUUACCUUUUUGCUCUCGUAGAGUUCUUUUAGCCGAUUUUCUCGUUAGCCUUUUUUGAUGUCAUUUGCUGAUUCUGUAAUUAGAUAACACACUGUUUUUGACCAUUCUGCUGUUAGUUUUGCAAGAAUGUAAGAGACAGAAAGGAAAGAAAGGUACAUAACUUUCUAGUC
This is a messenger RNA of Eucalyptus grandis, 1177 nucleotides long. RefSeq names its product nudix hydrolase 16, mitochondrial. Bases 343 to 840 code for a protein of 165 amino acids. The record is from RefSeq and is a predicted model, not a curated record. NCBI's taxonomy places the organism in Eukaryota, Viridiplantae, Streptophyta, Magnoliopsida, Myrtales, Myrtaceae. Gene Ontology annotation, cellular component: nucleus; cytoplasm. Gene Ontology annotation, molecular function: pyrophosphatase activity. The transcript has 3 exons.